UGGCAUUUGUUUCGUGAAUUUAGCGUUAAAAAGGGGUAUUUUUAUUUCCCUCUUAGUUACUUUAUUGCUCUGUGUUUUUUAAUUAGUUUAAAAAAGUUGUCUGCGGUGGACAAAUUUUGUUUAAUUGUCAAUAAGUUUCCGGUAGAAAUUCUCUUUUUGUUGAAUUGAAAUAUCACGAUGUUCAGUAACGCUAACACGAAAAAUGCCUCAAGUUACAGCAGUGGCCCGCAGCUGAUGAACAUGGCCAACCUCACAAUAGCUCCUUGUGCAAUAAUAAUGGUUGGCCUGCCUGCCAGGGGAAAGACAUAUAUGGCCAAAAAGCUGUCCAGGUAUCUGAAUUGGAUCGGGCUGAACACAAAAGCUUUCAGUGUUGGAGAUUAUAGGAGGAAGGCAUCCAGUAGUUUCAACAACUUGUCAGAUUUCUACGACCCUAACAACAUUGAAGCGUCAAAAGUGAGAGAGAAAUGCAUACUGGAUGCGCUGGGUGAUCUUCAAGCCUUCCUCAUGGACAAGGGAGAGGUUGGCGUGUUUGACGCGACGAAUGGAAGGCGUGAUGAGAGGCAGCACAUCUUCGAUGUCCUCACUAUAAAAUGUGGCUUCAAAACCUUCUUCGUCGAGUCAUUCUGCCAUGGAGACAAGAUUGUGGAGGCCAACAUCAGACAGGUCAAGAUCAACCACCCGGACUACAGGGGACUGACUGUUGAAGAGGCUGUUGCAGAUUUUAAAAAGAAAAUUAAACGCUUGGAGCUUGAGUACGAGACAAUAGAUGAGAUUAAGGAUGAGCACCUCUCCUAUAUGAAGAUCAUUGACCAGGGUCGCAUGUUUCUUGUUAAUAAGGUUCACGGUCAUGUAGAGAGUCGAGUGGUCUACUAUCUGAUGAACAUACACGUCCUACCGAGAACCAUCUACCUGACCAGGCACGGGGAAAGUGUGAUGAAUCUCGCCGGCAGGAUCGGAGGUGACGGAGAUCUCUCUGAAAACGGAGUUGAAUUUUCGAAGGUCCUCACAGAUUACGUCAACAAUCUCAAUAAGCCCAAUCUCAAGAUAUGGACGAGUUUGAUGAAGAGGACGAUACAGACAGUCUCAGGUCUCAACAAUCAGAAAGAGCACUGGAAGGCAUUGAACGAAAUCGACGCUGGUGUCUGUGAGGGGAUGACCUACCAGGAGAUCCAUGAAAAGUAUCCAGAAGAGUUUGCAUUGAGGGAUAAUGAUAAGUAUCAUUAUAGGUAUCCAGGUGGGGAGUCAUAUGAAGAUUUGGUGGCCAGAUUGGAGCCAGUCAUCAUGGAGCUGGAGAGACAGGAAGAUGUCCUGGUCAUCUGCCACCAGGCUGUGGCUCGCUGCUUGCUGGCCUACUUCAUGGACAAGCCCCAGGAGGAACUUCCAUAUUUGAAGAUCCCCCUCCAUAACAUCAUCAAGCUUACUCCUGUCGCCUACGGGUGUGAAAUUGAGUUUAUCAAUCUGAACGUGAAAGCCGUGGACACGCACAGACCACUUCCAGCAAACUUGCAAGUCACUCGGAGUGCUCAUGAUGCCUUGGCCACUGUACCACCAACACCCACAACUCUAUCUAUUUAGGAAAUUAUUUUUUUAUUCAUCUAUAUAUAUAUAUAUAUAUAUAUAUAUAUAUAUAUAUAUAUAUAUCUCUGUGUAGUUUGAAUAUAUUUAUCAAUCUAAUGCUCAUUGCUGUUUACUACUGAUUAAAAUCACUGGAACUAGUGUGACUAUUUAUUAUCAGUAUCAUAAGCAUCAUAUUUGCAUUGUUGAUUACAUACUAGCUAGUGUCACUGCACGGUUUUUUAAUAUAAUUAACGCAUAGGAAGAUUUUUAAAUAAUUUUUUUUACUCUGGGUUGCUCCGUACAAAGGUACGUGUUGGGUUUUUAUUUUCGGGUGCUUUUUAAAAGUUAUUUCCUGCUUACGGUUAUCUGUUAAUUUACUGUUUUUGUUAUAUUUUGUCAUAUCAUUAAUUAUGCAUUAUAUUCUGAGUAAGCUAAUUUCUUUAAAACGAAUUUGUUUUUCUUAUUGUGUCC
Helobdella robusta is the source of this 2028-nucleotide messenger RNA. RefSeq lists its product as hypothetical. Gene Ontology annotation, molecular function: fructose-2,6-bisphosphate 2-phosphatase activity; 6-phosphofructo-2-kinase activity; ATP binding. The transcript is spliced from 12 exons. Lineage: Eukaryota; Metazoa; Annelida; Clitellata; Rhynchobdellida; Glossiphoniidae. The record is from RefSeq and is a predicted model, not a curated record. Gene Ontology annotation, biological process: fructose 2,6-bisphosphate metabolic process; fructose metabolic process. Gene Ontology annotation, cellular component: cytosol. The coding region runs from base 178 to 1575 and encodes 465 amino acids.